GAUGGCCAGGCUGAUAUUCUGUACAAAUUUUGGACUGCAGUAACUCAGACACUUUCCUCUCAGUUUCAGUCAGCAACAGAUUCCUCUAUGUUUUUGAAACAAGCUUUUGAAGGAGAAUACCCUAAAUUACUGAGGCUUUAUAAUGACUUGUGGAAGCGCCUGCAACAAUAUAGUCAAAAUAUUCAGAGGAAUUUUAACACAAGUGGAACUACUGAUCUCUUUGCUGAACUACAACAAAUGGAAGAAGAUACACAGGACAUAUUCAUGCAAAAAACCCAAGAUUAUGAUCCAGAAAAAGCCUUGAAAGAUUCACUGCAACAGUAUGAAGCUGCUUAUUUGUCAAAAUCCUUAUCUCGACUUUUUGACCCCAUCAAUCUUGUCUUCCCUCCUGGAGGUCGGAAUCCGCCUUCUUCUGACGAGCUUGACAGCAUCAUUAAAACUAUAGCCAGUGAGCUAAAUGUCGCUGCUGUUGAUCCAGACCUGAGUUUAGCUGUGGCAAAAAAUGUGGCAAAGACCAUUCAGCUCUAUGGUGUAAAGUCUGAGCAGCUUGUAGAUUUGAAUGGUGAAAAACUGAAAUGUGCAGAC
Molecule: messenger RNA, 585 nt
Organism: Pelecanus crispus (Dalmatian pelican)
Lineage: Eukaryota; Metazoa; Chordata; Aves; Pelecaniformes; Pelecanidae
Source: RefSeq, a predicted model, not a curated record